AUGGUUUCUGCUAGCAGCACCCUGCUGGCUACUGCAACGCUCCUCCUCCUCCUUUCUGCAGCUGGUGCGGCAGAAGCAGCAGCCACGCCCACACCUCCUCAAGCUCAGGCGGCGGCGGCCGCGGCGGGCGCAGCCUGCCAUAACGACAUCGUGGCCCUGCGAACCACCUGCUAUGACUACGUCCAGGAGGGUGGUCGGACGCUGCCGCCGUCGUCCAACUGCUGCGCCACAUUGAUCAGCCUCACGAAUGUUCCAUGCGUCUGCGACUACCUAGGCUCCGACCUAGACAUAGACCUGGACAAAGUGUUGUAUGUCUGCAGGAGCUGUGGAGUCGCCAUCCCCAGGGGAUGUGGGGGUCAGUACCUUACUAGCUUUGCUUCCCUUGGGUUUAAUGCAGGUCUGAGACAGAGGACCGGCUGA
This is a messenger RNA of Miscanthus lutarioriparius, 420 nucleotides long. Lineage: Eukaryota; Viridiplantae; Streptophyta; Magnoliopsida; Poales; Poaceae. The record is from the annotation of a GenBank genome assembly.